Molecule: messenger RNA, 690 nt
Organism: Scaptodrosophila lebanonensis
Lineage: Eukaryota; Metazoa; Arthropoda; Insecta; Diptera; Drosophilidae
Product: thioredoxin, mitochondrial-like
Exons: 2
Coding region: 70-591 (173 amino acids)
Biological process (GO): cell redox homeostasis
Cellular component (GO): mitochondrion
Molecular function (GO): protein-disulfide reductase activity
Source: RefSeq, a predicted model, not a curated record
CGUUAGUUUUCAGGAAACACAACUGUGUUACACAAAUUAAAACACAAAACAUAUUUUUACCUUUUUUGGAUGUACAUACAAAAUUUUCCACAUUUUUCUUUUUGCAACAACAUGUCUCUACUGCGCGAUUGUUCCAAAUUGUUUUGUUUUAUCAAGCCGAUGCGUUCUAUAAUGGGAGUACGUCACUACGUUCGCUCAGUUAAUAUGUGUGCCAUCUUUGACGUAGACACAGCCCAAGAUUUUGAAAUGCGUGUGAAGCGCAGCGAGAAGCCCGUUAUUGUGGACUUCCAUGCCGGGUGGUGCGCGCCCUGCAAACUGCUAGCCCCACGGCUCGAAAAUAUUGUGGGAGAGAAGGGCGGCGAGAUCUGUUUGGCCAAAGUGGAUAUCGAUGAGCACAGCGAACUGGCCUUGUACUACAAAGUAGGUGCGGUUCCAUCCCUGCUGGUCAUGCAAAAUGGAAAGGUGCUUAACCGCAUGGAGGGUCUGCAGACUACAGAUGCCAUCCGCGAUUGGAUUAACCAAGCUGUGAAGAGUCGGAAGAAGAUAAGGCGCGUGGAGGAAGACGACGAUGAGGACACUGAGUACUCGUAGAUUGGCUGACAUUUCUACCACAUUUGACUAUGAAAAUCAUGUUGGAAAAAUAUCAAUGGGUUGAAAAUACACUAGAAAACGCGUAUAUUUAUCAUUAAA